GAGAGACUCGACUCUCCCACUAAACGGGCUGGAAUAAAUUAUAUUCAGAUUUGGAGUCUGCAUUCGACCACAAAUGAUGUUCUGCAGGCGAGGUGCGAAAUAGAGGCGGGGCGUCGAAAGCUGUGACAACAAGAUGUGCUUGAGUAACGGAAUCAACAGCCAGGCUGUAAUUAGUGACGUGUUUAUUAGAGCGAGAGGACUACGGAGCGGCCAGUAGGAGAGUCGCGUGGAACCGCGGGGUGAUAGUGGGCAUUGACGCGUGAGGACAUGACAAAGCCUAUAGCUUACCACUGCAGCGAGAUCUAACUGGAUAGCUUCAACAACCACGACCAACUAGGGACGACGUUUUACUGAUUCUUACCGAGCCUCCUGCAUUUUCCAUAACAUCGUGCUACAGGAUUCCCGAAUAAUCUUACUGAACCAGCGAUCUGAUCAACCCAGGCUAUAUGCUGCCGGGAGGAGGUUCCACUGCGCCCACUCUUGUUCAUAUCGUCACGAUGUGGUUUUAGGAUAUCUGAUGUCGGUUCCUUUCACUGGACCUCUUGUUUCCUUUGCAUUGCCCAUCUAGGUAGGUCAAUGAGGGCUCUGUAGUCUAUAGAUGGAGCUGUCUGUCUGUCUGUAUCUAUCUACCGUUAUCUACCAGUAACCUCCUGCUUUCUAGCCAGCUUUGUUCACUGUCUGUCUGCAGCCAACCUGUGGAGAGAGAGCGGGGGAGAGAGAGCGGGGGAGAGAAAGAGAAAUCUGUUAUUUAUUUAUCAGCGCUCCAAUCUGCCUCUGGAUGCUUUCAUGUGUGUAUUCUUGAAAAAUAUAUCUCUCACCGAAGAAAACUGGUUUGUUCCCGUCUGUCUGUCCGUCUACCGGAGAACCCGGGACAUUAGUGCCAGCUUGUCUGCCUGUGGGCCCAAUGCCGCGUGCACCUGAUGGUAGGCGUUCCUGCUGUUACCACUUGCCGGUGGGAGAGGCUCGAGACGCCGCAGCCAGAGCGCACUAGGAGGAUGCUGCGCCAGGUGUUGCAGGCAGGCCUACGAAGAUCAUUCCAGACUCUGGGUCGGUUUGUAGCGAGCCACCCUGUCUUCUUUGCGUCUGCUCCUGUACUGGUGUCUGUACUGCUGGGGGCCAGCUUCAGUCGGUACAGGGUGGAAGGUGAUGUGGAGUCCCUGCUGGUUCCUAAACACAGUCUCGCCAAGAUAGAAGGCAACCUUGUGGACUCUCUGUUCCCUGUCAACAGGUCUAAACAUGCCCUGUACUCAGACCUGCAGACUCCAGGACGUUACGGCCGUGUCAUAGUCACCUCUAAGAGAGGCAGCAUCCUGGAUCCUGUUCAUACUGACCUUGUCCUCCAGCUUCAUCGUUCCAUAGUUCUACUCCAAGUUCCAGUGUUAGGGUUCAACUACUCUUUCUCUCACCUCUGUCUGCUUGACGACAAGAAUACCUGUAUUAUUGAUGACAUAAUUCGAGCCCUGGAGGACAGCCAAUCCGCACGCUUUGCCAACCUUUCUUCCCAUCCUCUGCGCUAUCCAAUCACACGUCUUGCUGACGGGCGGAUGGCCUACAUUGGCCACCAGUUAGGAGGAGUUCAGGCAUGGGGGUCUGGGCCUCCGGUCCGAGGUCCAGGUGUGUCUGGUCGGGGUGAAGGAGUCCGGAGUGCUAGGGCUCUGCAGCUGACCUACUACCUGCAGGCUCGUGGCGCUUUGACAGACAGAGUGGCUAGCCAAUGGGAGCAAGCGUUCUGUGGUGAACUGGGACGAUUUGGGGCAGGACAUCCUGAACUGGGCUUAUAUCCAUUCACAUCUUCUUCUCUAAGAUCAGACUUCCAGGCAUCGUCAGUGCUGGCCCAACGCCCGUUGCUGGCCAGUAUUUGUGUGUGUGUGCUCUUAUCGGUGUGCUGCUGCUCCAUGAGGGACUGUGUGAGGGCUAAACCCUGGCUGGGCCUGCUGGCUCUGCUCUCUAUCGCCCUUUCUGGACUCACUGCUGCUGGCAUCCUCAACCUGACUGGAGCCACCUACAACUCUACCUAUCUGGGGGUCCCGUUCAUACUACUAGGUCAUGGAUUAUUUGGCACUUUUGAGAUGCUGUCAUCAUGGAGACGAACACGUGAGGACCAACAUGUUAAGGAGCGUGUAGCUAGUGUGUUCUCUGAUGUCAUGCUGCGUUACUCAGGUGGAACACUACUUCACCAGGUGACUCUUGGUCUGGCUGCAUCUCCUCUCACCAACCUGGAGGCUGUCCGGUUGUUCUGUCGUUGUGCUGCCCUGGGUGUUACCGUUGGUUAUCUCUACACCCUGUCUUUCUAUGCUGCCUGUCUGGUUGCCACAGGUUACCUGGAGACAGGGUACAGGCAUGGAUGUUUCUGUCGACGUGUCCCCAAGAAGGGAGCCCUGGACUCCAAGCCACGCUGGUACCGCUGCCUCAUGUACACACGCUACCAGGAUGAUACACACACACACAACGCUAUACACACACCUAAUGCUUCUCACGCACAAACACUUACUUCAAAUUCCAUACUUACUCACACACACAUACCAAACGCUACCCACGGUCAUACACACACUCCAAACACUACCCACAGUCACGAUCACACUCCAAACACAUCCCACGGUCAGACACACACUCCAAACACAUCCCACGGUCAGACACACACUCCAAACACUACCCACGGUCACACACACACUCCAAACACUACCCACAGUCACACACACCCAUCAAAUACACACAACCCAACCACCAGCUCUGAUCUGCGACCCCGGGACUCACACUUGUUGCUAGGCUGCGUGCGACGUUGCUAUGGAGAUUGGAUCACCAAUACAUAUGUAAAACCCUUUGUGGUUUUGUUAUACCUCAUCUACAUCUCCUUUGGACUGAUGGGCUUCCUACAGGUGAGCCAGGGCUCCGACCCUAGUUCUCUGGUUGCUAUGGAUACAGGAACAUUAUUGUACGCUCGCGCCCAGCAGCGCUACUUCUCAUCCUACUCCCCUGUGAUUGGGUUCUACAUCUAUGAGAGCGCCCCCUACUGGAAUGCCUCGGUACAGAGAGAUCUGUUGGAGUAUGCUAAAGGGUUCCAGCGAAUCAGCUGGCUGGAGAGCUAUCUGGAGUUCCUGACAGAAAGGAAUAUUUCCACCACCACCCAAUCACGUGAGAGCUUCACGCGAAUGCUCCGCCUCUCCUUUCUUCGCCAGCCGCAAUUUGCUCAUUUUGCGGAUGACAUCAUCUUUGCUGAACGUGGUGAAGGGGAGGAACCAGAGAUGGCUGCUUCUCGUGUCUUCCUGGUUGCCAAGACAACAGAGAACAAGAGGGAAGAGAUGUCUGUCCUUUUAGACACACUAAGGCGCCUUUCUCUGACAUCACGGGUCCGCUUCCUGAUCUUCAACCCUUCAUUUGUUUACCUUGACAGGUAUGCCACAGCUGUGAGCUCUCCCCUGCGCCACUCCCUGAUUGCUGUGCUGUUUCUGUUGGGGUUGUCAUCCCUGGCAGUGGUGGAGCCCCUAGUGGCCGUCUGGCUGAGCCUCACCCUCCUUUCUGUCCAAUUUGGGGUCCUGGGUUUCAUGACUCUGUGUGGGGUGGAACUGGACUGUGUGUCUGUCCUAUGUCUGAUCUCGGCGCUGGGUCACUCGGCAGACUGCUGUGCUCCUCUGUUGGCCACCUUCUCCUCCGGCCGUGGGGACAGUAGGACAGUGUGGGUCAGACUGGCGUUGGAGAGACAUGGCGUCCCGGCGCUGCAGAUGCUGAUCUGCUACAUCGCAGCACUGCUUCCCCUGGCAGCUGUCCGCUCCAACCUCACCCGCUCGCUUUUCCGUUGCCUAGCGCUGACGGCAUUCUGCUCUGCUCUCCACACCCUGGCCUUCCUGCCCACACUGCUCACCUUCCUGCCACCCGCCAAGAAAACCACUAGUAGGCCAGGAGACAGAGGGGAGGGGGAGGGGCCUAGAGAGGAAGUGGAGUGUGUGGAAAUGGUUGACAGUACCCGGGUUGUUGACCAGAUAACCACCGUUUGACCAACGGGAAGUAAUGUCACAGGUUAUGAGGGUAUCACCGAUGUGAUGUUGCUAUGGCUACUGGCCUCUGUAGGUGGGCGCCUCACGGGGCAUAAAUAAUCACAGCAAGGAAUCAACAAUUCCUUACAGAGAGAGACAGACACAAUGGAAGAAGUAGGAAAAGAGAGACAAUAAGAGAUCGGGAGAGACAGUGAGAGGGACAGACAGUAACAGGGAAAGACAGUGAUAGGGAGAGACAGGCAGACAGAGAUGGAAGAGUGUGAGAGAGAGAAACAGAAAGGGCCCUAGUCUUUUUUUCCAUGGCUCCCCACUUAUUGCAGUAGCAUGCAAUUAUAAGGAUCUAAAUCUACUGCAGACUGGAUCUACAAAUGAUUGGAUCCACCAGGGAUUUACUGCAGACUGGAUUUACUGUUGACUGGCUCUGUUGCAGACUGAAUCUACUGCAGACUGAAUCUACUGCAGACUGAAUCUACUACAGACGGAAUCUACUACAGACAGAAUCUACUACAGACUGGAUCUACUACAGACUGAAUUAACCUGUCAUCCUGAAUCAUCAGUGAAUUAUUUUGUUUAUCCCAAACCUCAGAAGACCGUUUUACAGUUAAUUACAUAAUAUAAUAAUUAUAACAUAAUAAUUAUCCUCCUCCCGGAGCAUUUCCAGGAGCAGUCUUCUUGGUAUACCUAAGUUACUCUCUGGAACAGACCAAAAUGUUGACAAUAUAUCACCAAUCUGGCUAAUACAAAGGUUAUUAUUACCACCUAACCCAAUGGGAAUUCUGUCUAUGGGCCCGUGUACACUCUAACCUGGGCACAGAGUAAACAAUCAUGAAUGGUUACAUUAAUAGGAUGGGCAAAGGCAGAAACCCAGAGCUUGCAUGCUGCUGACACAUAACUUCAACAAACAGACAAGCAGACAGACAGACAUGCAGACAGACAGACAGACAA
Molecule: messenger RNA, 4937 nt
Organism: Esox lucius (northern pike)
Lineage: Eukaryota; Metazoa; Chordata; Actinopteri; Esociformes; Esocidae
Gene: ptchd1
Product: patched domain containing 1
Exons: 12
Coding region: 921-3992 (1023 amino acids)
Biological process (GO): cognition; chemical synaptic transmission
Cellular component (GO): plasma membrane; synapse
Source: RefSeq, a predicted model, not a curated record